CAGGUGCACUGAAGGAAAUGAGAGAGCUGAAGUGAGUGAUAUCUACACACUCAAGUGGAAGGACUUUACCUGUUUGCCUGAAUCUCCAUGAUGUCAUCACAGCACAAGACAAACAGCCCAGUAAUGGUGUAUGGAAUUAGUUUUGUGCUUGGAGCAGUGGCUGGAUGUACGCUGGGAGCCACGGAAGUACCAGUGAAUCAAAUUAUGACAGGCAUCAUCUCAGGAACCCAAAUGGAACCCAUCAUAUCUGGCAUUAAGAGCGUUGGGGCUCUGGGACUGGGCUCACUUCUCGGAACUACUGCUCUCAUCACAUCAAUGACAUCGCUGGUAACAGGGGUCAUCAUAGCCGCUUUUGUGGCCUUGUUUCUUUUAAGAGUGAGGAAGAGUGAAGGAUGGGUGGCGGCAGGACUGGCCGCGGCCCUCGCCACAACUUUAAGUGGUGCAGCGUUAGGGGCCAUCACUGAAAAACUGAGCAUGAUGUUCGGGAUGGUCAGCCUGGUUUGGGCAUUGGGGAUUUUCACAGUCUUGAAACUAUUAAUGUACACCUUCAUUAAGUUUACAUGCACAGAACAGGAAUUAUGUGGAAUUUUUACUGAACUUAGCAGGAAAGAACAGGCGAGACUACUUGCUAUGGAAGUAGAUCGAAGACAGCGGUUAGCAAUCGAAAUGGAACAGCGGAUUACUGCCUCCAAGUUGGAGAAACCGGAAAAGGAAAGUCUAGCUGCUUGGGAGGCCCAACAAAGAGAAAGUGAAGAAAUAAGGAAACAGCAAAGGAAGGCUGUUGAACUGGAAAUGCAGCAGAGGACGUCUCGACAACGGCUGCUCAAAGCGGUGGACAAAUACAUGGAAUUUCUUGCAUUAUCUGGCAUUCCGAUGACUGUGACUGCAUUUGUGACCACUGGCUUAGGCAUCUUUGGGUUUGGAGAUUACAGAUUUGUUUUUGUUGUCCUGUUAGUUUUGAUGUUGUGCAUGUCAUUUUGGCUCAUGAGAUCACGGCGUUUGAACUUUUGGAUGUUUAUGGGAUGCGUGGGAAUGUUUGCCACAUUUGCCAUUGCUGUGCUGACUAUUCAUGCCGGCCAGGAGGUGGCAGGCAUGUCUGUAAAAAUGCGUAUGGCAGGAAAAAACAUAAGCAAGGAGAAUGUUGGCAUCUGGAUGACCCAUGAAUCCUCCGUACAGGCGAUUUCUGCAGGAUUCUUUGUGUCAGAAGUGUGUCAAGUUGCUUUAGGGGCAACAGUCGCUGGUCCAAUGGCACGAGAAGCUGGAGGAAAGGUGAUUGUGGGGGCGUCUAUAAUUGCGGUGGUUGUUUUGAUGAUAGUUAAAGUGUCAUUGCUGAUGCUGGGAGUAGGUGGUACGGCGGGGGCUUUGUUGGGGGCUGUUGGAGCAGCUGGUGUGUCCAUGGGAGGCGCUGCAGCUGUAGCAGUGAAAUCGUCCUCAUGGGGAGAAACAAUUGUGACCACCGCUGGGAUGAUCUUUGGGUUUUUGGUAUUUGGAAAGUGGGACAUUGUUAAAAUAGGGCUUCAGGUGUGUGUGGCAUACAUUUUUGCCAUGACAAAUCUUUAUUGAAAUGUCACAGUGUUCUUUUUAUUAUUGGGAAGAAUGCCAAUCAGCCUCUAUAAACUUUAUAGCAGAGGAUGUAGUGCUUCAUAUCAUGAUUGUGCAGUCAUGUUUUAAACGUUGUGUCUUGUUAUUACACUUUGAUUGGGGUUUUAUGCUAAUAUCUAUAAGUUACUUAAAUUGAAAGAUACACAACAAAAAGCAUAUUCUUAGUAUCAUAUAAUGAGAAUCUUUAACUUGUUUUCCAGAAAAAAAAAAAUCUUAACCCUUUAAAGCCUACUCUAUCAUGUCUGAUACACAGAAUUCUAAGGCCUCCAACCUGAUCAGAAUUUUGCUGAAAAACCUGUUGCACAGAAUCUACUUCAUGCCUUUUGUCGUCUGAUUGAUAGUUCAGAAUUUAAAUAUCAUAUUACAGAGAAAUAAUAUUGCAGAUAUAGAGUGACAAGUGAUAAUUAUAUGAUUUUAUGUAAGUAGUCUCUUAUAUGAUUUUAAGUAGUUUAACUAUACUGUUAUAAAGAUUUGAUUUACAUUUACAUCUCAUUGAUUUACAUUACAAGCUAUCAGAAUUCAGAAUCUUUCUUUGUGUCCAUAUAAAUAUCAGCAACUGUACCUAAUUGCAUGUUUUUUUGCUAAUUUUGAGCCUCUUUUUUAUUUUUAUAUUUUGUCUGAAGGUUUAAAAGUUAUUAUAGAUUCAUAUUAUUUCAUAUUUCAGGCUUUACAGUGUUAAAACAAUAUCCAAUUUUUGGUAGACAAAAAAAAAAGUUUUGGAUAUUAAGACUUAGUGUCUUACAGAAGCGUAAUUUCACUUGUUUAAAAUACAUAAAUAAAGGAAAUAACAACUACACUUUACAAAAUUGAACAAUAGUAUGGUGACAGGUGUCAAAUAUUAAAAUUAAUUUGUCAGAAUCAUAGUUUUACUUGUUGCCAGUGAUAAAGUCUCAGAAUUCAGUUAUUCUUUUAAUAUUGAAUUUUGGCUAGAGAACAAGUGAAAAACUGUGGGAAAAAAAAACUUUAAAAAACUAACAUUACUUCAUAUUCUUCUUUUGAUAUCACAUGAACAGUAAUUACAAUAUUGAUGUUUUGUCUCUAACCUUACUGGUCAUAUAAUGUGAUAUAUGUAAUGAUUAAUGAUAAUGUAAUGAUUAAAGAGGGUGUCCUAUAGGUUGACACAUGUCAAUCAAUCCAUCUGGCGUUGUUAUUUACUUAUUAAACCAGAAAUUAGAUCUAUUUUCUCUCAAGGAUUGACAAAUUCAAAACAAUAAGUGACCACUAGAGGGUGGAAUACACCAUGAAAACCACUAACCAUUCAGUGCCAGUGUCUUCUACCAUUCACAGCAAUUUAGAAUCAAUCCGAACAACUGUAUGUUAUUCCAGCUGGUCAUAAACAAAACCUCAUCAAUAUAAGUGCAACCUUGCUCUUCAUGGAUACUGUAGAAUUUACAGCUUGACAGAAAUUUACAGUGGUAAUUUAUCACAAUGAGCCUCAUUCAUGACAUUGAACAUAACAUAAUUUCUUAAGAUAACACACAUAUAUGAGUAAAUUCAGACAGAAUUUGCACUUAUUAUGGGCUUUUCUGAUACACAAACACUUUGUUAACCUCAGUUUUGAUUAGUUAAACGUGUGUAUGUUAAAGUUGGCAUGAAACAGAAGUUGUGAUAGUCUUUUCUGCCCUGUUGUGAAGUAUUUUCUAGUGAAACGGCUCCUGGAACAAGAACAAAUGUAUGGCAGGGCUUGAUUUUGUCCGUGGGGAAUUGAUUGGAUGGUUGUGGUUUGCUGUUGGUAGAUCUCAUGUGAUUGACAGGUUGUCCCACCCUCGUCAUCAGAGAAGAGAAAAGAUGCUGCAAGAGGGAGGGGAAGUUAUUCUGAUUAAAGAUUACGAGAGCAGAUGAAUUAAAAAAUAUAAUAAUUUGAAUAACUAUCAUGAAUCUGAAAAUUUACAUCAAAAUGACUUUAUGAAAGAUUUGCACAAAAUUAAUUCUGCUUGUGUUUCAUGAAUGAGGCCCAUGGUGUGAUGAUAAAUAGAUUUUUUUUUAAUUCCAUCAAAUAAAAUGAAAGAAGAGGAGAAUAAGAUGGAACAUAUGAAUAAUUCUUUUAAAUUAUUGUCAUAUCUAUAAGCGUGUGCUAGACUAUUCAAAUUCCUUUGUUAUGUGCAACUUGAAUUUCUUUGAAUUAUUCCUGUCAUUCCAAUUUAACAUCCCGUGUUCACACUCAUGAACUGAAAGCGAGGCCUGUUGUGUCCAUCUCUGGUGGUCUGUGCUCUCAGGGCAAACAGUCUCAUUCUUUGGGUGUUUGGCAUAAAUGACAGAUACAUGUCAAAACACAUUAUACAAAUAUGUCCAUUCCAGAUUAAAACAGAGUUUAAAUCGAAUACUGAAUGCUCACAAGAUGCAGUUUGUCACUGUUGUUUUUUAAAGGACAUCUCCUGUCACUCGGCUCUCUGCAUGCGCACGUGUGAGGCGGGCACAAACUAGGACUGAGCAUGCUCAGAAUCCUCACACAACAGCAUCACUGUUCACAUAGCAACAAAGCUUGUUUGUGUCACUCUAGCGUGUCAUUUUGUUCUGUUUCUUAUUGUAAUUUAAUGAUUCGAUAAACCCAUCUGAUGCUGUUGCCUAAUUGGUUACCUAGUAUGCUAACUUAUGGAAUAAAUAAAUAAAUAAAUAAAUAUUGAAAUUUGACAUUUUGUGUUUAUAUUAUUAUCAUAGUUUUCACAUACGGUAUUUAAGGCAUGAUAAUUCAUAUUUUUAUGAUGAUUUUCCAAUUUUGAAAGUCUGAGUCUGGACAAGAGCACAACAAUAAAAUAUAUAAAAAGCAUUUGAAAAGUACAGCAAAAAUAA
This is a messenger RNA of Megalobrama amblycephala (Wuchang bream), 4392 nucleotides long. RefSeq lists its product as uncharacterized. The coding region runs from base 88 to 1563 and encodes 491 amino acids. The record is from RefSeq and is a predicted model, not a curated record. Lineage: Eukaryota; Metazoa; Chordata; Actinopteri; Cypriniformes; Xenocyprididae. The transcript has 2 exons.